UGGAUAUGGAAACAAACAAUGCAAGCAAGGUUUGCUGUUUGCAUUGAUUUUGACUUUGCCUUCUUUUCUUUGUAGUUGGAACAAACAAGGAAAUACUGUGUUUUCGGUCUUGUUCACCUCCUCCUGCGUCUUGUUCCAACAUGGCUUCCCCCACGCCAGUUUUUGAGUUGGGCACCAACACUCUGCCUGUCAAUGCCUCGCUGCAUGCUCUGAACCGCACUCGCCUGGUGGAAGCGCUGCGCGAGAACAAGGACUUGCCGAAAGGUUCUGUUGUUGUUCUGCAAGGUGGCGAGCAAGAGCAGCGCUACUGCACAGAUACAGAUACGGUGUUCAGACAGGAAUCCUAUUUCCACUGGGCGUUUGGUGUGCGCGAGGCUGACUGCGUUGGUGCCAUUGACGUGGACACUGGCAAGACCACACUGUACUUUCCCCGCCUGCCAGAGUCUUACGCAACGUGGAUGGGAAAGAUUCAUCCACUCGAGCAUUUCCAGAAGAAGUACGCCACUGAGUUUGUGCAAUAUACCGAUGAGGUUGCCAGCCACUUGAAGACUGUCAAUGCAGGAACCCUCCUGCUGCUGCGUGGCACUAACACGGACAGUGGUAGCACAUGCCGUGCUGCUGCCUUUGAUGGCAUCGGAGACUUCAAGACUGACUACACAAUGCUGCACCCCGUGAUCUCUGAGUGCCGUGUGAUCAAGACGAACCAGGAGCUGGAAAUCCUGCGUUACUGUAACCGCAUCAGCAGUGAAGCACACAAGACAGUCAUGUCCAAGAUUCGCCCAGGCAUGAAGGAAUACCAGCUGGAAAGUUUGUUCCUGCACGAGUGCUAUUUCCAAGGUGGAUGCCGGCACUGCUCCUACACGUGUAUUGCUGCUAGUGGUGACAAUGCAGCUACACUUCAUUACGGCCAUUCCGGUGCACCCAAUGACAAAACAGUCAACGACGGAGACAUGUGCUUGUUUGACAUGGGUGGUGAGUACUACUGCUAUGCCAGUGACAUCACCUGCUCAUUCCCGGUCAACGGCAAGUUUACACCGGAACAGCGCAUCAUCUACGAGGCCGUGCUCAAGGCAUCUCGUGCUGUCAUGGCUGCCGUAAAGCCAGGUGUGUGUUGGACCGACAUGCACUUGCUAGCCGACCGUGUUCAGCUGCAGGCACUGAUCGAUGCUGGUCUGUUGCAUGGUGACCUGGAGGCCAUGAUGGAGGUCCGGAUGGGUGCUGUGUUCAUGCCACACGGUCUUGGUCACUUCAUGGGUCUGGAUGUGCACGAUGUUGGUGGCUACCCAGAGGGUGUUGAGCGCAGUACGCUGCCAGGACUGAGGUCCCUGCGAACGGCUCGUGUGCUCAAGGAAGGAAUGGUGCUGACCAUCGAACCAGGAGUCUACUUUAUUGAUCAUCUUCUGGACAACGCUUUGGCUGAUCCCAAGCAGAAGUGCUUCAUGAACGAGGAGGCGAUCAACAAAUACCGCAAAUCCGGUGGAGCUCGCAUUGAGGACGACAUAAUCGUUACUGCUGAUGGCUUGGAGUUGAUGACAUGCGUACCGCGUACUGUAGAAGAGGUCGAGGCAUUCAUGGCCAAGGCUCGUCAGUGAUGAUUGCAGCCGUGUCCACCAUGACCCUGGCCAGCCAGCUAGCUAGCCUGCUGCGGUGCAACGAUGCAACCUGACAACUUGCUUGUUUGUAGGUAAUAUAGCUGCAGACACGAGCUCACUGGUGAUUCAUUAGUUCAAGUCACGCCGCUGUCCUACAUUGCUUGCGCUGUUCAACACUUCAUUGCGUUUCGGCUCUUCUAGUUGUUAUGCAGCAGAUAUAUCAUUCCUUUCUCAUCAGCAGCAGCAAAAUUUCUUCUUCUAUUCGUUGCAAAACGUUUGGGUGCAUCUUCUUAGCACAAUCUCUUUGUUCGAAGAUGAUUCAAAGACGAUUCGAAGUUCGUUUAUUACUAGUGCGUGGAGCUUUUCCCACUUCCGUACGUGUGCUUAUUCCCGCUUGUAUUUUAUGCCUGGCAGGCCAGCUACUUCUUUACAAGUUAUUUCUUUCUAUCAAUUUCUUAUUAAUUUUUGUAGAGCUUUGAAAGUGAUUACGGACCAUCUGAAGCUAAAAUUUAAA
Molecule: messenger RNA, 2106 nt
Organism: Sycon ciliatum
Lineage: Eukaryota; Metazoa; Porifera; Calcarea; Leucosolenida; Sycettidae
Product: xaa-Pro dipeptidase-like
Exons: 15
Coding region: 141-1592 (483 amino acids)
Molecular function (GO): manganese ion binding; metalloaminopeptidase activity
Source: RefSeq, a predicted model, not a curated record